Phytomonas sp. EM1 is the source of this 2289-nucleotide messenger RNA. Lineage: Eukaryota; Euglenozoa; Kinetoplastea; Trypanosomatida; Trypanosomatidae. The record is from the annotation of a GenBank genome assembly.
AUGAAUUUUUUGAGGUUAUUUACAGAGAAGGCUAACCACCAGGCCCUCAAGCCGAUUCUCUGCUCGAAUUUCGUUUCUAGACCACUACAGGUCUCCAUCAGUGCUUCUCAUACUAUUCCAUUUCUUCAAAUCCCCAACGAUGGCCAAAAGCUCUUUACGCCGAACGAGAUGGCAAAAUUCGUUCUCAGUCAAGGCGCUAUCAAGGAGAACUCGACUUUGGAUUUCUGCAAAAACGGAUUUCCAUCGAAGUUGUACGCCCCCAUUGAUCGAGAGACAACACCGGAUGAGAUGCAGUGGCUUGAAUGGGAGUCGAACCUCUUUACCUCGGCUGUUGAGCCGUUCUACUCCAAGGGUUGUGUGACCCCUGAGGCUAGAGAAGCAUUUCGGACUCUUGAUCACGCCAUCAAGAAGAAUGAGGGGAAAGGCAUAUGCAGUAUUUCUUUCGAGCCACUUCGGAUUUCCUUCCUAGUGGAUACUGUUGUGUUUUGCGGCGUGUUUCCAGCCUUGUGCGACGGUGGACUCUUGUCGGAUGAAGAGCGCGAGAUGCUGCCACAUUUGAUGGAGUGGUUCCGCAUAUAUCAAUGCCUACACGAGGAGCUUUUGGGUUUGGCAUGCGAAGCAUUGUCAGUUCAGGAGCCCAGUGAUUUCCUGAGGGUCCCACGUAAGUACAAGAUAUCUCCAAAACUGGAAAAGACCUUUUUUGCGACAACCCCAAUCUACUAUGUAAAUGCCGGGCCUCAUAUUGGCCACGUGUACAGCACCCUUAUCGUCGAUGUGCUUGGGCGUUACCACCGUGUUAAGGGCGAAAAAGUGUUUGUGACUUCGGGGUCGGAUGAACACGGCCAAAAGGUUGCUGAGUCCGCGAAACAGAAUGGACUCACACCUUAUGAAUUCACUACUAAGAUGAGUGGUGAGUUCAAGGAUUGCUUUCAGCAAAUGGGUUACAAUGUGGAUUACUUCAUUCGCACUACUUCUGAAGUCCACCAGAAGUUGGUGCAAUCUAUAUGGCGUAAGCUGGAAGCGAAAGGGGACAUAUAUCUAGGACGCUAUGAGGGAUGGUACUCGGUCAGUGAUGAAUCCUUUUUGACUGCACAGAAUAUCACGGAUGGCGUCGACAAGGACGGUAAACCUUGUAAAAUCAGCCUGGAAAGCGGACACGUUGUCUCGUGGGUUGAGGAGGAGAACUACAUGUUUCGUUUAAGCGAUUUUCGUGAUCGUUUGCUCGAAUACUACCACAGCAACCCCGAGUGCAUCGUCCCCGAGUUUCGUCGCGGUGAGGUGAUUCGGCUCGUCGAAAAGGGCUUGAUGGAUCUCUCCGUCUCUCGCAAGUUCGCAUCUGUGCAAGGCUGGGCGAUUCCAGUUCCGGGAAACAGCGAGCACUGCAUCUAUGUCUGGCUGGAUGCACUUUUCAAUUACCUAACCACUGCCUGCAUCGAUAUUCAACCAGACGGCUCGGUUGUGUUACUGGACAACGAGGAGACGCUGAAGCGCUGGCCUGCUGAUGUUCACGUAGUCGGUAAGGACAUCCUCAAGUUCCACGCCAUUUAUUGGCCGGCGUUUCUCAUGUCCGCGGGUCUGCCCUUGCCGAAGAAGCUAGUGGCGCACGGGUGGUGGACUAAGGAUCACAAAAAGAUCAGCAAAUCCCUUGGCAACGUGUUCGACCCUGUCAAGAAGGCGGAGGAGUUUGGCUGCGAUGCUCUCAAGUACUUCUUGCUUCGUGAGUCGAACUUCUCCGAUGAUGGUGACUAUAACGACAAGAGCAUGGUUGCCCGGCUGAACUCUGAGCUCGCCGACACGCUUGGGAACCUGGUGAUGCGCUGUGUGGCACCUAAAAUAAAUGUUAAGGGAGUAUGGCCGAACCCAGGGCCCUACAACGCGAACGACCAGGAGGUGAUUCAGUCCAUUAGCGACCUCAGCGGGACGAUGGACCACUUCUACUGUUUGCCGGAUAUCCAGAAGGCCCUGAUUUCCGUGUUCGACGUGCUGCGCCAGCUCAACGGGUAUAUCACGGAAAACGCGCCCUGGAAGCUGGUGAAGACCGACGUGGAGCGGCUUGGGACGGUGAUGUACAUCACCAUGGAGGGCGUGCGGGUUUGUGUGACGCUGCUCCAGCCGGUCCUGCCGACUAAGUCGGCCUUGAUUCUGAACAUGCUUGGCGUACCUGAAGAAAAGCGGAUUGGGGUCGAAAACUUUGGCUUUGGUAUCAUGGAGCCCGGAGUUAAGAUAGCGCCCCCGAGGGAGGGGGAAGUUAUCUUCAAAAAAGUAACACUACCGGCUGAGACUUCGUAG